GGUAUUUUUCUGCUUUUUAAUCGAAAGAUAAUGGAAACAUCAACAAGUAAAGCUAAGAUUUGCGGCAGUACAAGUAAAGGGAUCGAUAGAAUAAGCGGUUUACCAGAUGAUGUACUCCACAACAUCCUUUCAUCUCUCCUUAUCUUUGAUGUGGUUCAGCUGAGUCUACUGUCUAAAAGAUGGAAAUACAUAUGGACUACUAUGCCUUACUUGCACUUUGAUUUUGAUAAAUUUUAUUUACAACGGCUCAAACGGCUUUGUGAUAUGGAAAUGACUGACAAAUUCAAAGAUUUUAUCAAUUGGGUCUUAAUUUCCCAAAGGGCCACUAAUCUUGUCCGUUUUCUUCUCAUUGGCGAUAUCUACGGUAUCUUUGAUAAAGUAGAUAUUUUGCGGUGGAUUCAUGCUACCACAAGGCGAAAUGUUCAAGAACUUGUGUUAGAAUUUUGUCUUCUCGAGCCAUUUGAGUUACCAUAUUGUGUUGCAACUUGUGAAUCUUUGCAAGUUUUAAAGCUAAACUUGUCUGGGGACAUACUCAAACUGCCUAAUCAUUUGGGAUUUUGUCAACUGAAAUUGCUCCAUCUUGAGAACGUGGCGUUGUCAGACCAGCAAUUGACAAUUUGUUUGUUCUCAAAAUGUCACCUCCUCGAAAAAUUGAUUUUACAGGAAUGUAGUUUAGGAGCUUUGACACUACUUGAUAUUGCUUCAACAUCUCUUAUUUAUGUUACUUUUGGAAAUGUCUAUUAUAAAGUGGAGAGUUAUGGAGAUUGUGAAGUCAAACUUUGUUGCCCCAAUCUCAAGUUCUUCAAAUACAAACAGUGGCGGAUGCAGAAUUUUUAAAUCAUGGGUGCUUAAUUAUUUUUUAUCUGAAAAUUACAUUUGAGACUGGGUGCUCAAGUAAUAUAUUUGAAUGAAUUACUAAUUUUUCUAUAUAAAUAAUAGUGUAUGGCUCCAAAAGUAAUGGGUGCUUAAGCACCCAUAAUCUAUAACAUGCAUCCGCUGGGUGCUUAAGCACCCAUAAUCUAUAACAUGCAUCCGCCACUGAAUACAAAGCUCCAAUGCCAAAGGAUAUAAUCUUUGAGAAUCUUUUUUCGAUAGAAGAUGUUCGUAUCGUCUUUACUUAUAGUAACCGCUCACUUGAAGAAACUGGUAUACUUGUGCAUAAGAUGAUUAAGGAGGUUCCUUCUACAUCAAUUUUGAAGCUAUGCGAGGCUUCCUAUUCGGUAAACUAUUCUCUUUAGGUUAUGUAUAAAAGGAAUAUAGGAGUACUGAAAAGAUAUACAGCAAAGUACAUUUUUCGAAUACUUAACUGUAUUAUUUUUUUGACAUACAGUCUGACUACUUAUUAAAAGUAUGUUUAUUGUCUUAAGUAUUUAUUAAAAAAACUACAGUCAGUAUUUCUAAGUCGUUUGGAGAACUUGUCGGCAGCUUUUCAUAUUAGUCUCUUUACCAAUAAAUUUCUCACUUCUUACUUUCUUAGUUAUUAAAAAAAAAAGAAAAACUUCUUAUUUCUUACUUUUUGCU
This is a messenger RNA of Nicotiana attenuata, 1521 nucleotides long. RefSeq names its product F-box/FBD/LRR-repeat protein At5g56420-like. Bases 31 to 837 code for a protein of 268 amino acids. The transcript has a single exon. The record is from RefSeq and is a predicted model, not a curated record. Gene Ontology annotation, molecular function: protein binding. Lineage: Eukaryota; Viridiplantae; Streptophyta; Magnoliopsida; Solanales; Solanaceae.